GUUGGCCUGUGAUGUCUUUAUCUUAUCAGUUUACUUCUGUUUUGGAGCACACCCUUUUAGUUAUACAGAAAAUGAAAUGUAUUUUCUUUGAUCUAAUUCAUUAUUUUCUGUUGGUUUUAUUAUGCUGUAUAGACAAGAUGCUCCCCAAAGAGGUUGUUGGAAAUCAGUCUGAGGUGACUGAGUUUAUAAUUCAGUGUUUUUCCAAUGAGACAGAACUCCAGUACCUUCUGUUUGUUCUAUUCUUCCUCAUCUACUUUAUCAUUUUAGCUGGAAACAUAACAAUUUGUGCUACAGUUACAAUGGAUGCCCACUUGCACACCCCCAUGUAUUGGUUCCUGAGUAACUUUUCAAUUUUAGAAAUUCUGCACACCUCAGCUAUUCUGCCGAAACUUCUAAUCAUGCUUAUUACACAACAUAAGACCAUAUCCACCACUGGGUGCAAAAUUCAGUUGUAUUUCUUCAUGGCUUUUACUUGCAUUGAAUUCUUCCUUCUCACAGUUAUGGCUUAUGAUCGCUACGUGGCAGUUUGUCACCCUCUUCAUUAUCACUCACUCAUGACUCUACAACAUUGUGCUAAGUAUAUUGCUGCUGUUUGGACCACUGGAUUUCUUGACCCUGUCCCCCUUAAUGGCAUAAUAGCAAAUUUUUCUUUCUGUUCAUCCAAUCAGAUUGACCAUUUCUAUUGUGAUGUCACUCCAGUAUUAAAACUUACUUGCAGUGAUACUUCUACUGCAGAACUUUUGAUUUUCAUCAAUGGGACUUUCCUUUUGUUAAGCACAUUUACUUUAACUUGCAUUUCUUACAUUCUUAUAAUCCAAACUAUUUUAAGAAUUAAAUCAUCUGAAAGUCAAAGAAAGGCCUUUUCUACAUGCGCUUCCCAUUUGACUUGUGUGAGUAUCUUCUAUGGCACAAUCUACUGCGUGUACAUGAGACCAACAACAGCCUAUGAGCCAGAGAAAGACAAAUUUUAUUCUCUUUUGAACAUUGUGUUGGUUCCCACAUUGAAUCCUUUUAUUUACACACUGAAGAAUAAAGAAUUUAAAACUGCUUUUGAAAAACAGCACAAAUGUAUAUUUUCUAGCAGAUAG
This is a messenger RNA of Xenopus laevis (African clawed frog), 1088 nucleotides long. Its product is annotated as olfactory receptor 5V1. The coding region runs from base 12 to 1088 and encodes 358 amino acids. NCBI's taxonomy places the organism in Eukaryota, Metazoa, Chordata, Amphibia, Anura, Pipidae. The transcript has a single exon. The record is from RefSeq and is a predicted model, not a curated record.